Molecule: messenger RNA, 4746 nt
Organism: Seriola dumerili (greater amberjack)
Lineage: Eukaryota; Metazoa; Chordata; Actinopteri; Carangiformes; Carangidae
Gene: sec24a
Product: SEC24 homolog A, COPII coat complex component
Exons: 24
Coding region: 293-3769 (1158 amino acids)
Biological process (GO): COPII-coated vesicle cargo loading; intracellular protein transport; endoplasmic reticulum to Golgi vesicle-mediated transport
Cellular component (GO): endoplasmic reticulum exit site; COPII vesicle coat
Molecular function (GO): SNARE binding; zinc ion binding
Source: RefSeq, a predicted model, not a curated record
AGUGUCUCACACGAUUACUCUGACAAGGCCUGUCGUUACUCACCCGUAGCUAGUUGAACGGGGUUUCGGUAAGAGCCAUGGCCCUGUGAUUGCCAGCAAGUCAGCUAAUUAACUUUUUUUAAAAAGAAACUAGGAUAAGUCGCCGUUGGCGAGGCUUUGACUAAACGUCACAUCGUCAGAGUCACAGGUUUGAGUGUUACCCCGCGACUGCCAGCUAGUUAGCUAGCUAAAGACGCAGCUAGCUAUUCGCCGACCAAGCACCUCUAAAUUAGAUCCUGGUGUCUGUUUCAAGAUGUCAACUGCGGGGUUCAACUCUCAGAAUGGGACAGGGACGGGACAAGCAUAUGCGAAUGGUCCAUCACAGAAUCCAGUUGCCCUACAGCAGCUGCCAGGGGUCAGCUAUGGCAUGACCCACCAACCAGCCUACAAUCCAAUGCAGGCCAAAGCUCCCGCACCUCCCGGCCCUGGACUCUACCCCUCUGGGGCAUACCAGCCUGUUCCCCCUGUCAGCUCCUACCAGCCUGGCCCACCACUCACUUCCUACCCAGCUUCCCCAGGCCAGCCACUGUUGACGAGGCCUCCAAUGGGAGGUCCUCCAUCUCAUACCCCUCCUCAGUCUGCCAGCCCCAGCCCUGGUCCCAGGCUGCCCCCUGCACAGGCCACACCCCCCCCUCCUGCUGCAUCUUCUGGUAGCUACUACUCAAACCCGCCGCAGCCUGUGGCUCCAGCAUGGCAGUACAACACAGCUCCCCCACCAAUGGGGCCACCCAGUUCCAUGAGCACACCUCCCCGCGGACCUGUUGCAAAUCAUGUGAACCCAGCUUCAAGCUCUGCAGUGCUGCCACCACCAUCAUCGGCAGCUUACAGCUCUGCACCACCAGCCCACGUGUCCCAUAGUGCCACCCAACCUCCAGGCCCCAGGAUGCCCCCCACCUCUCUGCAUGGAUAUAUCCAGCCAGGCACUGCACCUCCACCAAUGAAUCCCAUGGCUUCCCAAACAUACCAGCCAAGCAGACUUCCCUAUGGGCUCCCAACUACAGGACCCCCACCUACAGGCCCACCACCAGCCAUGAAACCUACACCACCUCCCACUGGACCCCCAAUGGCCAAUGCCACACCUCCACCCCCCAAAGCUGAUGCUCAGUGUGGGGCGGCUGUUAACAGCACUCUUUCCCCCACUGAGCCCGACUGCCAGGAGGGGGAUAUUGAAUGUCCAGGAACUGUGGCUGGCAAUGGCCCCCAAGCAUCAAACAGCUAUAAUCAUGUUGACAACAAAAUGGCUGGCCUGCCCCAGCCUGGACCACCUGGUCGACACUUGGGCCACUACCCCUCUCUCCCCCCUGGGUACCAGAACACCACGGCUCCCCACAAUGCCGCCCCCCCCAUGCACCCUGCGAUGCAAGCUGCCACACAGCCUUACACUCAAGCACAUCAGCCAUACCAGCAGCCACCGGGUGGCCCAGGGCCGGCCCAGCUGAGCCCGUCCUUGGCAGCCAUGAGCCUCCAGUCCACCACCCCAGAGGCCCUGAGAGUGGUCAACCUGCUCCAGGAGAGGAACCUGCUGCCACCAAGCUCGAUCCCUGCCCCGACACCCUGCCUGCCCCAGGACCUGCAGAAGAUUAACUGCAACCCAGAGGUUUUCCGUUGUACACUGAGUAGUAUCCCUCAAACCCAGUCUCUGCUCAAUAAAGCCAAGAUGCCGCUGGGCCUGCUGCUCCACCCCUUCAAAGACCUCUCGCAGCUUCCCGUGGUGACAUCCAGCACUAUUGUCAGAUGUCGGUCAUGCAGAACCUAUAUCAACCCCUUCGUCUCUUUCCUGGACCAGAGGAGGUGGAAGUGCAACCUUUGCUAUCGGGUUAAUGAUGUUCCAGAGGAAUUUAUGUACAACCCAGUCAGCAGAUCAUAUGGAGAGCCACACAAAAGACCGGAGGUCCAGAACACCACUAUUGAGUUCAUUGCUCCUUCAGAAUACAUGCUGAGGCCACCGCAGCCUGCUGUUUACCUCUUCGUACUGGACGUAUCCCACAAUGCAGUGGAGACAGGCUACCUGAAUGUGUUCUGUCAAUCACUGCUGGACAAUAUCAAUGCGCUUCCUGGAGACUCGCGAACAAAAGUAGGCUUCAUCACCUUCGACAGCACCAUCCACUUCUACAACCUGCAGGAGGGACUCUCCCAGCCUCAGAUGCUCAUCGUGUCAGACAUCGAAGACAUCUUUUUACCAACACCAGACAGCCUUCUAGUAAACCUCAAUGAAUGCAAAGAACUCGUGCAGGAUCUGCUUAAGAGUCUGCCAAGUUUAUUUGAAAAGACCAUGGAGACCCAAUCUGCCCUGGGAUCAGCUCUGCAAGCAGCCUUCAAGCUGCUGUCGCCCACAGGAGGGCGCAUGUCUGUCUUUCAGACGCAACUGCCCAACCUCGGUGUGGGGGCACUCCAGUCCAGAGAGGACCCCAACCAGCGGGCAUCUGCCAAGGACAUCCAGCACUUAUCCCCAGCGACGGACUUCUACAAGAAGCUGGCUCUGGACUGCUCUGGCCAGCAGGUGGCUGUUGACCUGUUCCUGCUCAGCUCCCAAUACUGUGACCUGGCAUCGCUUGGCUGCAUAUCCAGAUACUCAGCAGGGAGCGUUCACUACUACCCUUCCUACCACCACCAGCAUAACCCCGCUCAGGUGGAGCGCUUCCAGAAGGAUCUGAAGAGAUACUUAACCAGGAAGAUUGGCUUUGAGGCUGUCAUGAGGAUACGCUGCACCAAAGGUCUAUCCAUCCACACGUUCCACGGAAACUUCUUUGUGCGGUCCACAGACCUGUUGUCCCUCCCUAACGUGAACCCAGAUGCUGGCUUUGCAGUUCAGAUGUCCAUCGAGGAAAACUUGGACGACAUGCAGGUUGUCUCUUUCCAGGCCGCCCUGCUUUACACUUCCAGCAAAGGAGAGAGGAGGAUCCGUGUCCACACUUUGUGUCUCCCUGUGGUCAAUUCUCUGUCAGAUAUCUUUGCUGGGGCCGAUGUUCAAGCCAUUACUGGGCUGCUGGCUUGCAUGGCUGUGGACCGUUCAGUGACAGCCAGUCUGAGUGACGCCAGAGAUGCGAUGACCAACGCUGCCAUUGACUCGCUGUCAUCGUACCGGCAGUCUGUGUUGACCAUCCAGCAGCCCGGUCUGCUGGCCCCGGCCUGCCUCAGACUCUUCCCCCUUUACAUCCUUGCGCUGCUCAAACAGAAAGCCUUCAGGACAGGUACCAGCACCAGACUGGAUGACCGGGUGUUUGCCAUGUGUCAGCUGAAGUACCAGCCACUGGCCUACACCAUGCUGAUGAUCCACCCUGCUCUGUACCGUGUCGACGAUCUGACCGAUGAGGGAGCUUUGAACAUCAACGAGCGGACCAUACCCCAGCCCAGAGUGCAGCAGCUGUCUGUGGAGAAGCUCAACAGGGACGGAGCUUUCCUCAUGGACGCUGGAAUAGUGAUGUAUCUGUGGAUCGGACGGAACUGCCACCCCAACUUCCUCACACAAGUCCUGGGAGUUCCCAACUAUGCUGCCGUGCCUGAUAACCUGUAUCUGCUGCCAGAGCUGGACACCGCCGAGUCACAGAGAACCAGAGCUUUCAUUGGUUGGCUGAGGGAUCAGAGGCCAUUCUUCCCCUCUCUGCAUGUCGUCAGGGACGAGAGCCAGCUGAAAGCCAGCUUUAUGCAGAACAUGAUCGAGGACCGAACGGAGUCGGCCCUGUCAUACUAUGAGUUCCUGCUCCACCUCCAACAGCAAAUCUCCAAAUAAUCUUCAGUGGGACUGUGGAGAUGAGCGAACACUGAAGCAAGGAUGCGCAUCAGUGUAUGUGUGUGCGUAUAUAUGUAAAUGGUGUGCGUGUGUGUGUGUGCGCGUGCGUCUGUGUGUGUGUGUGUGCUUGAAAGCAGAGGGAGGCAGGCUCAAGGAUGCCUCUUGCUUCAUUUCCAGCUGUGGUCCACCAUCUCUCUGAGGAAAACUUUCUAAACUGAACUGAUGUGAAGCGUCACUCAAAUCAAACUAAGUGACGGACAGUGUGAGGACGGAGAGACAAAGAUGCAUUUUUGGCACUUUUUACCCAGCUGAAGCAAAGGAAGAAUAAAAUCAAGAAAUCCACGACGAUGAUGAUUACAUGUGUCAAUGAUCGAAUGGAUCAGUGUUUAUUCUCAUAGAACAAUGCUGUCUAACUGAGGUAUCGCUCAGAUAGAGGCAGCAAACAGAUGUGUUAAGUGUUUUUGUUCAAAAAGCACAGUCGUCUUUACUAAAACAAAUCAAACAUAUGUAUGUAUGUAUGUAUGUAUGUAUGUAUGUCUAAGAUUAGGUUUAUAAGGAAGGUUCGUAUGUCUGCGCUAAAAGACUGUUAUUGGGUGUCACCUGGAGUAUUUGUAUACAGAACACCUGAGCUCUAACAACACUCUAAUAUCGUACCCGAAGGACAGAACAUGUGCUUUUUAUUUCUCACUCAUUAUAAUUGUGUGUCGAACAAAUCCAUAGACUCUGUUGUUAAAGGCAGAAGGGUUAAAGAUGUUUUAAGGCGGAUCGACCUCACUGUCAUCGCUGCCUUGAAUGUGUGUGGACAGUGGAAAGUUGUUUUCAUUGGUCUAAUCUGUCCUUCAGAAACUCUGUCAUCUUUUCUCUCUCUGGACAUUCAGAACACCUCUGAUGGCAUUGCUGUUCUGUUUAAUUUCUUUUUUUCUGAUUGUUUAAUUUAUGAGACUCCCAAUCUGAUUAAAUUCUAUAAUUGCCUUGUA